Molecule: messenger RNA, 1488 nt
Organism: Mytilinidion resinicola
Lineage: Eukaryota; Fungi; Ascomycota; Dothideomycetes; Mytilinidiales; Mytilinidiaceae
Exons: 1
Coding region: 103-1449 (448 amino acids)
Source: RefSeq, a predicted model, not a curated record
GGCUUCCCCCAACCCUUCGAAUAGAUUGUACUAAACUGCGCGCUUUACAGGUCAGGUACCGGUACGAGCCACCACUGGGGGUUCGGAGAUUUGCCAUCAAAGAUGUCAAAUCUGAAAGAUCUCGAAUUGAACGAUCCGUUCUGGCAUGGUGGGAAUGAGGACGCCGAGCCGUCUGCUCCGUUUGGAGCUUCUUUCUGGGGCACGAAUCGGUCUACGACGUCGUUCAAUGGCACCCUGAGGGGUGGCUUCGUCACGCAGGAUCAGUAUAUGCAGCUGGUAGCUGAAAUUGUCGAGCUUAAGCGCAUUGUCCUUCUUCAGACCGACAGAAUCGCAGCUCUAGAACUCAGAGUUGACGGCAUGGAUGAGACUGUAAGGAUGCCCUCAGCACCGCACCCGCAUCGUCCAAGCCCGUACGCCCAUCAACCACAACCCCAGAGCGCUGCGCCAGUAGUUACGCCCUCGGCACCCGUAUCAGGAGAAACCCUAGGUGGCAUUGUUCCCGCACCACGAUCUGGAACCAGAGCGGACACGCCUCGACUCAGGCAUGCACCCAUGCCAGUACCCCCAGGUGGACCGAACAAGCAGGCAUAUCGCCCAAUGCUGGCCGACUACUUUGGAGACAUUGAGAAAUGGGUCCAGCAAUAUGCCACGGUUCCCUUGUCGAACCUCAAUCCUAUGGAGGCGCUCUGCAAAGCCACGACCCAGCUCGUUACGCUUGUCCGAGACGACACCGCCGCGCAGCAAGUCUUGCUAGACCCGACCCUGGAACAAUUUGCUAUCUUGUCUGUGGUCAAUCAUUACAUCUGUUCGGCGGCCAUGAAAUGCGACCUCAUUGACCCUUUCUCAGCAGAGCUCAAAACUUACAAUAGUGUCCUCCGCCAACAUUGGAACGCAGCCCCCGAAUACGCUACAUGCCAGGAAAUCCUCCGUACCAGAGCCGCGCUCUACUGGGAAAUGCAAGAGGAUCCUCAAUAUCACCACUGGAGAGCCGGCUUUGUCGACGGAAUGACGAGCGACUUGAUGAGUAUUCUAGCUCCAGCAAUGCGUCAGAAGAGCAUGGAGGAGGCGCGCUCUAAACUCACACAAUUUUUCAUCCGCGCAGUCCGCAUCAGUAUCAGAAUGCGCAUGGAUCAGAUGGACUGGGCAUUCAACUUCCCGCAACAGGAAGACCCUCUCACACCAAGCAUGGUAUUCCGAAACCCAGAUGUUUCUCCGCACGAAGUCAGAGCGAACGCCCAGAGAUAUCAAGUUCUCUUUUGCAUCACUCCAAGAAUUCAGUGCGACAAGUAUCCGGCGAAUGGUCCGGUUGGUUCUGAAAUCGUUCACGGUGCUGAGGUGAUUGUGAAGAAGAUUGCAACCUCGAUCUGGGAACGGCAGGCAGCGCAGACAUGGCAGCCGCAACUAGCCGGGUACAGAGUCGCAAGAAGGCAAGAGCAAGGCAGAGAUUGAAGGUCGGACGAAAGACGAGACGUUGGAAAGACACACUUU